ACAGCAAGAAUAUCUCCUUGAAAAAUUCUACUGAACAAGCCAACUGGAGUCAGUUCAAGUUUUACGAACAUUUACGUAAACGCAUUGAAAUCCACAGCAAAUUUUUACUGUCAGCUGGACAGAGAUGACUGUUUUUAAAAUAAUGUAAAUUGCUGUUUCAACGCGUAGCUGGUAAAUUUUUCUCCUAAAAAACAAAUAAAUGGCGGAAAUGUGCGGAAGGAAACUCGAAGCUUCCGUUUUACUCUUAAGCUUCUUCUUUCAAAGCGGCAUCAUUAUUCCGAUUUCCACAGAAUGUUCAGGUCAAGAAUGCCGAUCCAUUGUUUUCAAAGAACCCAUACAGGAAAAGGUCAUGAAAGACCACUUGAUUAGGCUUGAAGAGGUGCUCCAUCAAGGCAGCUGUAAUGUGCUGUGUUAUUCGGAGCCCAAUUGUGUGUCCAUAAAUGUUGGGCAUUCACAAGGAGGGAACUACAUGUGUGAGUUAAAUAAUGCUUCGGACGAAAGCCCAGGCUCGUCAGACCUUCAGAGCAAACAAGAUUAUACCCAUCUCAGUAUCGAGAAUCCCUGCAGCAGCAGUCCCUGUUUCAACAAUGGCACAUGUCAAGCUGGAUACACUGAUAAAGGAUUUCGCUGUAAAUGUCCUUUAGGAUUCACUGGUGCAUUCUGCAGCAAAGCCUGCAGCUUUGACUUUGAAGAUGGAAUCGGCGGGUGGGAAAUGAUAGGCAGAGCUUUCAUUUACCAGCCUACAUUUGGUGACAAUCCAACAUAUCGCCGCAGAGAAAGCGCCAAUCUGCAAGGGGACUGGUGGAUAGGGGGAGCUGAGAAACGGCCCAGUGAGAUCGAUACCGCCGGGGUUCAGCAUUCAAAUGGACCCGAUGUACCCCAAGGAACUCUCACCUCACCUUGUUUUCGUAUCGUUGGCAAGAAUAUCUCGUUUCUCAUCGGUGGAGGGUGUGACUUAGGUAAUGUUCGUGCAGAGCUUAUUGUUGACAACCAGGUCGUCAGAAAUGAGACAGGGAAUUGUUCAGAGACAAUGUUCCGUAAGAGCUGGGACGUAAAGGAGUUUAUUGGUCAAUAUGCGCAAGUCAGACUUCUAGAUGAGAGUUCUGGUGGUUACGGUCAUAUCAACUUUGAUGACCUUAAAGGAGAUAUCAUUUGUCCUCACGAUUUAGACGAGAUAAACUGAAGAGACAGCGGCUCGUGAAACUGACAUAUCACCUCAAGUGAGGAUUUUUGCAAAUAGUCACCUUGAAAGUACCAUUAAACAGCUUUUGCCAUAGUAUAGUAGUUGCUUUGUGCUGGCAUAAAUAGGCACAAAUCACUGUUUUUUCAGCAGUAGCAAAGCAUUUUGAAACAAUUUUAGCACAUGUCUGUGAAGGCUAUAGUCAUAUAAUCCAAUCGUUAUAUCGGUUUACUGCGAGAAUAAGGAGAUUCAAUUACUUUAGAUGCUAGCAAUCGCAUAUUAGAGUGCUUUUUUCGU
Molecule: messenger RNA, 1477 nt
Organism: Stylophora pistillata
Lineage: Eukaryota; Metazoa; Cnidaria; Anthozoa; Scleractinia; Pocilloporidae
Source: RefSeq, a predicted model, not a curated record